Molecule: messenger RNA, 516 nt
Organism: Cutaneotrichosporon cavernicola
Lineage: Eukaryota; Fungi; Basidiomycota; Tremellomycetes; Trichosporonales; Trichosporonaceae
Exons: 7
Coding region: 1-516 (171 amino acids)
Molecular function (GO): phosphatidylinositol binding
Source: RefSeq, a predicted model, not a curated record
AUGGGCAUGGGCAUGGACACAGACCCGCGCCGUUCGCCGCCGAGCGCCAAAGUUGGGGCCUAUGUUGUGUACGAGAUUGAGAUUGCGCUGCGUAGUGGCACCACGGUGCUGAUUAUGCGGCGGUAUACCGAGUUUCAUCUACGCCGAACAAUCCCCCCCUUGCCUGGCAAAAAUCACAUGCACAAGUUGUCGCCGGAAUUCCUCCAAGACCGCCGUCCUCGCUUACAGCGAUUCCUCCGCACUGUAGCUCUCCACCCCGAGAUGGGCCAGGGCGACGGAGCGUUCAGCCGUUGGGUCCUAGCUUCGGGAUCGACUCCCCGCACCCCGCACCCGGCCUGUUUAGGUUUCCUGCGUGUCUUCCUGCCUCUUCAGACUCCCGAGACCGCUCGCUUGACACGUCGACGCUACUCUCCACUGCUUGACUGCUAUCGCCCUAACCCGAACGCCGAUCCGAACAAGAUCACCAUAUCCCCCGUUCCUGGGCGCAAGCCGCAAGCUAGACACUCAGACACGUAG